Molecule: messenger RNA, 3404 nt
Organism: Python bivittatus (Burmese python)
Lineage: Eukaryota; Metazoa; Chordata; Lepidosauria; Squamata; Pythonidae
Source: RefSeq, a predicted model, not a curated record
UUUCUUCUCUUUCUCUCACCAACAGUCACUCAGAUAUGAUACCAGCUAUUUUGUGGAAUAUUUUGCUCUUGAUCUCCUAAUGGAAAAUGGAGAAUGUUGUGGUAUUAUUGCACUCUGUAUAGAAGAUGGCACAAUCCAUCGUUUCAGAGCAAAGAAUACAGUUAUUGCCACUGGAGGAUAUGGACGCACAUAUUUUAGCUGUACUUCUGCUCACACUUGCACUGGAGAUGGCACAGCAAUGGCUACUCGGGCAGGUCUACCUUGCCAGGAUUUGGAAUUUGUGCAGUUCCAUCCCACAGGUAUUUAUGGAGCUGGCUGUCUUAUUACAGAAGGCUGUCGUGGUGAAGGAGGUAUUUUAAUUAACAGUGAAGGAGAAAGGUUUAUGGAGAGAUAUGCUCCAGUUGCCAAAGAUCUAGCUUCCCGGGAUGUUGUGUCUCGUUCUAUGACUAUUGAGAUCCGUGAAGGAAGAGGUUGUGGACCUGACAGAGAUCAUGUGUACUUGCAAUUGCACCAUUUGCCACCACAGCAACUAGCAAUGCGUCUUCCUGGGAUUUCAGAAACUGCUAUGAUAUUUGCUGGUGUGGAUGUCACAAAAGAGCCUAUUCCUGUCCUACCUACUGUGCAUUACAAUAUGGGAGGUAUCCCUACAAACUACAAAGGACAGGUAAUUACACAUAUCAAUGGCAAAGAUCAAAUAGUACCUGGCUUAUACGCUUGUGGUGAAGCAGCUUCUGCCUCUGUCCAUGGUGCUAAUCGACUUGGUGCAAACUCCCUUUUGGACUUGAUAGUCUUUGGUCGUGCCUGUGCUCUUACCAUUGCAGAAUCAUGCAAACCUGGAGAAUCAGUUCCAUCAAUUAAAUCAAAUGCAGGUGAAGAAUCUGUUGCAAACCUUGACAAACUGCGCUUUGCCAAUGGAAAUGUAAGAACAUCAGAACUGAGACUUAAUAUGCAAAAAACAAUGCAAAGCCAUGCUGCCGUGUUCCGUAUAGGUCCUGUCUUACAAGAAGGCUGUGAAAAAAUGUCCAGACUCUAUAAAGAUUUUGAUGUUCUGAAGACAUUUGAUAGAGGUGUUAUUUGGAAUACUGACUUAGUGGAAAGUUUGGAACUACAAAAUUUGAUGCUCUGUGCUUUACAAACUAUUUAUGGUGCAGAAGCUCGGAAAGAGUCACGUGGAGCUCAUGCUAGGGAAGAUUAUAAGGUUAGGAUAGAUGAAUAUGAUUAUUCUAAACCAGCCCAAGGACAGCAGAAGAAAUCAUUUGAGCAGCAUUGGAGAAAACAUACUCUCUCUUAUGUAGAUGUGAAGACUGGGAAGGUUACCCUGAAUUAUAGACCUGUAAUUGAUAAAACCCUGAAUGAAGAAGAUUGUGCUACAGUUCCACCAGCUAUUCGCUCUUAUUAGUCAUUUUGAUUUGACCUUUUUGUUCUUUAGGAGUUUCUUAAUGCACAUGCAAAUAUACCAUUUAUUAUGAGGCAGCUAUUAUCCAUUGCAGUAGAUAAAAAUAGCAUGUUAACUCAAACUCUUCAAAAUCCAAAACCUGUUUUAAUUUUAUAUCUGUUUCAUGUGUUAUAAAACUUAACUUUGAGACAUGAGCUGUAUAUUGCAAUCUCAAAAUGUUCUUGCAUGCAAGUCAGUUUCUAACUUUCUCAGGACACCAGGAACUCUGCUCAUGGUUUGCAUACAUUAACUUUAUUUUGAUUCUCCAGCUCUGUAAUAAUUUCUAGUCUGUUAUAUUAAGAAAAUAAAUGCAGUAUGAUGGAAAUGAGGGCCUUUUGUUGAACAUAAUGUAGAACAUAAUUUAAUAGAUUGAUUUAUGCUUACAGAAAUUAUUACUGCAUUAUAGCUUUUAGUAACCUACAUUUCAGAUGACAUUUAAACAUGUAAUUGCUGCAGCCAUAACUUAUGAUUUUAUGAAAUGCUACAAAAUCAGAUGUAUUAAACUUCAAAUGAGCUUUUCUUAUUUGUUACAGACUCUAAAACUACUUUUUUCCUUUUCAUUUAGUGAGAUACUGAAUUAAAAUAGGUGUUUUAAAAACAAUUUGGGGUAAGAGAAAUAAAAGUUAAACUGAUAACUAUUAGAGUGUUUUUGAUGUGCAUCUGAUGAGUCAUACCUUACAAAUGUAUGUAACUUUCUAACGGUUGUAUCAGUGAUAAAAUAAUUGGAUUUCAUUGUUAAAGUGUCUUACAAGAUUUAUAACCAUUCUGAUUUUUGACUGCAUGGACAUUAAAUUGGCUUUAUAUAUGCUGUAACUUUAAACAUGAACAUAUUAAACAAAAAAAACGCUUGUAUUUUCACUCUUAACUGUUGCAUGUGUAUGUUUUUAGGUUCUACAGAAUAAUCCUAAUCUGAUUUGGACUGUAUCAUGUGCAGAUAAAUAUAUUUCAGAUUAUUCUGUUUUAUAAAGGAUGAACUGUUUGAUUUAAUUUAUCUGUGAAGCACAUAACAGAUGCCAGCUGCAGUCACUAGCUUCAAAAUGUUGGGUGUGACUGAAUGAAGCCCUGCCCUUUUUUACAUGAAACACACAUUAGAAAGGAGUGGGGCUUUGAUUACUUGGUUAUACCUGCCAUUUUGAAGUCAGUGACAGUCACUGCAAACUCCCCUGUAUAUGUUCUUUAUUGGGCAUGCACCUCAGGUGCCUUGUGUCACUGUGGUGACAGUUUUUUUGAGGCAAAAAGAUUGGUUUGCCUUGAUGAGAUGCUUUGCGUCAUCUUUUAGCCUCAGCCCAUCAACAGUAGCUGGCAGAAGAUUCUAUGCACUCUUUCCCCAUGAACAAAACCCUUUUCCAAUUAUAGGGAACUGCCUCAGAAGAGAAGUGAGGUAAAGCAAAGUAAUGUGGCUGGUUUGAUCUUGGAAGCAAACAGUCCAUUUUGCCUCCUUAAGCAGUUUUGAGUGUUCUUUCAAAGAUAUGAACACCAUAUUUAUCCAAUUUCUCUGAAAUUCCCUAAAGAUACAGAAACAUCAUAGAAAUUAUGUAGCACAAUGCAUAUUCCAGGUUUUGUGAUAGAAUAGGUUCAGGUAGCACACUAUUCAAUGGUGUGUUAAUUAAAUAUGUCAAAAUGGAUCCCUAACCAUUUUGUGUUGUGAGUACAUUUGGAAUUUUGAGAGCAUAUUAUCAAUAUUCUUGCAGAGUCACUGCCAUCGUGAGCAUUUGCCCUCACAAAAUAUCCACUUGUAUUAGAAGACAAGGUUAAAACAAUGAGAUUGGUCCCUACCAUUUCUUCAAGCCUUCUGAUGUACUUUCCAUUACUCUUGUUACCUGGACUUCUUUUCUGUGUAAGAAGGCACACUUCUGAACAAUGCACUCAGCUAUAACUUUGUUUUUCCUUUCUCUGAAGCAUAGAUCCCUCUGAACUGUAUAUGGCAACAAGGAACAUUUUGGUAAAUAAAACUUAUAUUUGAGAACAA